GCCACCAACAGCCCAGCGCCUUCGAGCCCGACUCACUCACAUUCGAUCUCCUGUAUUGAGUAUGUUCACAUCGAAAUGCUAGGCACUGCCCAAUUCCGAAUUUCGUGGUUCAAUUCCGAAUUCACGCUCGAUUCCGAAUUCUAGAUUUUGCACUCUCCGACUUGACUUGUCCUCCGAAGGUUUACGAAUGGCUACCCUCCUUCUUGGACAGCUCUUGGGAAUAUUGAAUGAUCUCCGGACGCUCCCGGCGGCAAAGCGUAAAGUCUGUGAGAGAUUGUCUGGCUACGGUAAUGAUCAUCAUGUGUACGUGACUCAGGUGAUUGACUUUGACGUCGACCGAGCGUAAUUACGCUCCCUUGUGGCUGCUUACGCCAAAUGACCCUGGAUAUCCCGAUCCCACCAUCCCUUCUCCUUGAAAAGCGCAGCUCUCCGACUCGCGUUUCGGUUCUAGACGGGUUGCAUCGUGGGUUGAAACAUUGAGUUCGGAUCUGGAAUGUCUGGGAACAAAGAAGUGAACGCCCUGCUGCAGGCGACGAUUCUUACUGUUGACUAGGCCAAAGGAGCGACGGCAAAUCCGGCGGCCUCGGUCGCAGCCUCGGUAACAUGGUGGACUGUGUCAGUAUUCCUUCACUAAACGCCUUCAAUCCGCCUCCCCGAGUUGAGCUUCGGUACUGUGAUAAAUCUUACUCGAGGCAUUGGACCUAACUUCCGUGUGUUAUGUUAUAUUUCAUUCUAGGUUCUGUCUCUUGACCAGCUUACUCUAUUGACGCUCGCCGCAAAUAUGCCUCGGAGGUUGCCAAGCGGAUCCCGACACAUGACAUUCGUGUGGAAAGAACCUCAGCUACACCCCUGAACAACACCAGGCAAAUCUGCCUCGAGCUGGUCCCGUCGUUUUCCGCUGUACACCUAGCUUUGACCAGAUGUUGCACUGUGGCGAGUCGACUUCGCGGGAGCCUCCGCAGUUCUCUCUCCGAGUCAAUGGAAUAGAAAGGUAUAAAGGCAGCACUUCGUCGACUACUAAGCUCCAGCUCCUGCUACCUCCACUCCUACACCACCAGAAAACCGCUC
This is a messenger RNA of Coniophora puteana RWD-64-598 SS2, 1068 nucleotides long. RefSeq lists its product as uncharacterized. The record is from RefSeq and is a predicted model, not a curated record. The transcript has 3 exons. Lineage: Eukaryota; Fungi; Basidiomycota; Agaricomycetes; Boletales; Coniophoraceae. Bases 188 to 346 code for a protein of 52 amino acids.